GAACGAUAGUCACAAUAGCAUCGCUUUUGAGAAGUUAGAAAUUGAAACGAAAAUGCGAACUGAACUUAAAUUUAUUCUCGCCCUUGCUGUCCUAGUCGGUUGUGCUAAUUGUGUUGAGGAUUUUCCUGCUACAAUCGAAAGAUGUAAAUAUGAUGAUGAAGAGUGUAACGUGAAAGCAUGGAAUAAAUGGAAUAAAGUUGCCUAUACAAGUGGUGUUCCAGAAUUGGACAUUCCCCUUUCAGACAAGCAUUACGUCGAUAAACAAGUAAUUACCGUCGGCUCAGAUUUAGUUACACUGAAAAUUACAUUCAGUAACUUAACUGUAUACGGUAUGGCUCAAUCGACAAUCACGGGAGUUAAAGGAUUUAAAAAAAAUCCGAGAGAAAUGGAAAGCUUUCAAGUUAGUGGUUUCUCUCCGUCUUUGAAUCUUUUUGGAAAAUAUGAUGGUACUGGCAAGUUUUUGUUGCUGCAAGUUGGUGGCUCGGGAAAUGGAGAAAUAGGUUUUUAUAACUCAACCUACUUUGUUACGGUAUAUACGAAAGUUGAAACAAGGGAUGGAGAAGACUAUCUCGUGCCGGAUAAAGUAGUGACUGAAUUUGAAAGUGAAAAAUACAAAUUCGUAUUCGACAACAUUUUAAACAACAAAGAAAUAACCGACAGCAUAAAUAAGGUGGUAAAUCAAAAUGACAAACUGUUUGCCGAAGAAGCAAAGGGACCAGCAGCCAGAGCAUUUUCGAAGGUCGUAAAACGACUUUUCACGCCAAUAUUCGGGAAAUAUCCUUAUCGCACCUUUUUCCUAGAUUGAUACUUGAAAUUAUUUCAGACAAUUCAUUAUAGUAUUGC
Molecule: messenger RNA, 843 nt
Organism: Bradysia coprophila
Lineage: Eukaryota; Metazoa; Arthropoda; Insecta; Diptera; Sciaridae
Product: protein takeout-like
Biological process (GO): multicellular organismal reproductive process
Source: RefSeq, a predicted model, not a curated record